Molecule: messenger RNA, 2074 nt
Organism: Notothenia coriiceps (black rockcod)
Lineage: Eukaryota; Metazoa; Chordata; Actinopteri; Perciformes; Nototheniidae
Product: absent in melanoma 1 protein-like
Exons: 14
Coding region: 41-1678 (545 amino acids)
Source: RefSeq, a predicted model, not a curated record
CUUCAGGUGGCUGCUGUUCAGUGACCCAGGCUUUCAGGGAAUGAUUGCUGUGCUGGAGCCGGGAGCGUACCCGGUCCCUGAGACCUGGGGCUUCCAAUCACCCUUUGUUGGAUCUCUUAGGCCACUUAAAAUGGGUGGUUUCAAAAUAGAGAAUCCAAAUGAAGUCAAGGCUGUGGUGUUUGAGAAGCCUGGCCUUGAGGGCUCCUGUUUGGAAAUUGACAGUGACGUUUUCAGCUUUUGUGAAAGUCAAGAAGACAUUGCUACAGAUGGAGAAAACGUUGAAUCAACACAACUGAAGUCUAUGGGUUCUCUAAAGAUCAUCGGAGGAUUCUGGGUGGGCUACAGCGAGCCUGGGUUUGAGGGCCAGCAGUUCAUCCUGGAGGAGGGGGAGUACCUGGACUGCAGCGACUGGGGGGGCUCAGAGCAGCUCCUGUCACUGAGACCAAUACUGGGUGAUUUCAUGUCUCCACACCUCAAAAUGUUCAGCGACAGAGACUUCGGUAAUGUGGGCGUCAACAUUGACCUCUCAGUGCCUGUUAUUAACAUGGAGGACACAGGCUAUGGUGUGAAGACGCAGUCAGUGGAUGUCAUCAGUGGAGUCUGGGUUCUGUUUGAGGAGCUGGGCUUUUGCGGGGAGAGCUUCGUCGUGGAGAAAGGCCUGUACGGAUGCCCGGAGGACUGGGGGGCGCUCAAACCCAGACUUGCCUCAGCAAUGCCUGUCCGGGUGGAUGACUUUGAUAAUGCAGCCAAGUUUAAGGUGCAGCUUUUCUCUGAUCCAGGCUUUGAAGGCUCUGUCCUCCCUCUGGAAGACAGCGCGGCCUCCCUGCAGGACGGCGUGUCUGUGUCCUCUUGUAAAGUCCUGGCUGGAAGCUGGCUGGCGUUUGAGGGCCAGGACUUCACUGGCAGGAUGUAUGUGUUGGAGGUGGGGGGCUACCCGGACCUGAGGGCGAUGGGCUGCGUCAGUGCGAGCUCAUCCAUCCUGUCACUACAGACUGUUGGCUUUGAGUUUUCCCUCCCAUCAAUCACUCUGUUUGAGCGGAGUGGGCUGUGGGGGAAGAGAGUGGUUCUGACGGAGGCAUCAGUCAACCUUCAGCUGGCUGGAGGCUGCAGCCGAGUCCAAUCUGUACUGGUGGAGGGAGGCAUGUGGAUUUUAUAUGAGGGAAUCAACUAUCGUGGUCCUCAGAUCUUGCUGAAACCUGGCGAGGUGCCAGACUUGAGAAAGUUCAGCAGUUGGCAGAAAAUUGGAUCCCUUCGCCCUCUCACACAGAAGCGAGUGCACUUCCGUUUAAGGAACAGACACUCGGGGCUCAUGAUGUCAGUGAACGGCGAUUUGGAGGAGGUCAAAAUGCUGAAGAUCCAAGAAAUAGAAGAGAAUGAUGGAUUCGAUCAGAUCUGGUUCUACCAGGAUGGACACCUCCACUGCAAGCUGCUGGAGGAGUGCUGCAUGGGUCCCACUGGCAGUGUGACGAUGGUAGGAAGCCGAGUGGGUCUCAGCCCACAUCCUGAAAACCAUGUCCACCUCUGGAGCAUCACCCCCGAGGGCUUCAUCCGCUACACCCCCACCUCUGAUCUGGUGCUGGAAGUCAAAGGGGGACAACACUACGACAAAACACAAGUGAUUUUAAAAACACUUGAUCCAAGUAAACCACAACAAAGGUGGGAUGUGGAGGUGAUAUGAAAACCUAUGAUCUCCUGGACUGUUAUAUAUUAUUAUCAUCAGAGGCUGUCAUGCAGCUACAAGAUGCUCAAAGGCGAGGUACGAUCAGAGAUGUUCCCCCUCUGCAGGAGGACUACACAAGUGUCCCAUGAGGUCAACAUGGAGAGCUUUGGAUAAAUCCGUAAGAAUGUAUUACUACUCAGAGCAGAGUCUGAACUUGAAAUGCUUUGUAUUUUACACCAAUUAUAUCCUACAACUUUCUUUGUAUUGAAUAAAUCUGUUUGCCAGAUUUUCAUUAACUUAAACAGUGUUAAAAAUGUUCUAUACCUGUAUGCAAUGUUAUGUUAUAUGUAUACUGUAUAUAUAGCACUAUUUUCCAACUGCAUGCGAAACAAAAAAAUAAAUGUUCUCUUGCAA